This is a messenger RNA of Dunckerocampus dactyliophorus (ringed pipefish), 1897 nucleotides long. It is a transcript of the gene crlf1a, whose product is annotated as cytokine receptor-like factor 1a. The coding region runs from base 156 to 1334 and encodes 392 amino acids. Gene Ontology annotation, cellular component: external side of plasma membrane. Gene Ontology annotation, biological process: cytokine-mediated signaling pathway. Lineage: Eukaryota; Metazoa; Chordata; Actinopteri; Syngnathiformes; Syngnathidae. The transcript has 9 exons. Gene Ontology annotation, molecular function: cytokine receptor activity; protein binding. The record is from RefSeq and is a predicted model, not a curated record.
GUUGAUUCAGCCCACCCACCCCCCCGCCCGUUUAAAAGACUUUUAAGACACUUUGAUCUCGUGCGCACUUGUGCGUUUUUUUGCGCAAAAGGACAGCAGCGGGAUCGAGUGAAGGCGAAGCAAGGACACAGGAGAGAGAGAAAAAGGAUAAAGACAUGAAAGUGGUCAUAGAUAUGUGCUGGCUUCUCCUGGUGCUGCACUCUGCUGCCGUGCUGUCCUUGCCCACACCAGUCAUCUACCCCCAGGACCCCGUCCUCCGCAUGGGCUCCAACCUGACGGCCACCUGCUGGGUGCACCCCGACCUCGGCAUCCAUGCCAGCUCGCUGUACUGGACGCUGAACGGCCAGCAGCUGCCCGUCUCCACGUACCGAGUGCUGAGCUCCACCAACCUGAGCGUGACGCUGAGCGGCCUCAACGCCUCCAGGCAGACGUCCGGCGACAACCUGGUGUGCCACAACCACAAGGGUCACAUCCUGGCUGGCUCGUGCAUCUACGUUGGAAUGCCGCCGGAGAAGCCAGUCAAUUUGACCUGCUGGUCUCGGAACACCAAAGACCUGACGUGCAGCUGGGCUCCUGGAGGAAAGGGAGAGACCAGUAUUAGCACACAGUACUUGCUCAAGUACAAACUCAGGUGGUACGGCAAGGAGAAAGAGUGCGAGGAUUACACUCACGCUCAGCCGUACUCGUGCAGCAUCACUCGAGACCUGCACCUCUUCACCCCCUACGAGAUCUGGGUGGAGGCCACCAAUCAGCUGGGCCAGGUCACCUCGGACGUCAUCACGCUGGAUAUUCUAGACGUGGUGACCACGGACCCUCCAUCGGGUGUGACAGUGAGUCGUGUCGGGCAGUUGGAGGACCAGCUGAGCGUUCGCUGGGAGGCCCCGCCUGCGCUCAAAGACUUUCUGUUCCAGGCCAAGUACCAGAUCCGCUACAGACUGGAGGACAGCCAAGACUGGAAGGUGAUGGAUGAUGUCGGCAAUCAGACAUCUUGCAGACUGGCAGGACUCAGACCUGGAACUGUGUACUUUGUGCAGGUGCGGUGUAACCCGGUGGGCAUCUACGGGUCUCGCAAAGCUGGAAUCUGGAGCGAGUGGAGCCAUCCCACCGCUGCGUCCACGCCUCACAGCGAGCGCCUCAUGUCGGGCUCCUGCGACUCCAAAUCGAGCGGCGACUCCAACUCGACGCUGCGGCGGGAGCUGAAGCAGUUCUUCGGUUGGGUGCGCAAACACGCCUUCGGCUGCAGCAGCAUGUCCAUGAAGCUGUACGACCAGUGGAGGGUGCUCAUGCAGAAGUCGCACAAAGCACGCAACCAGGUAGGUUCUCCAAGGGGAUAAAUCGUAGCACAUGCUGCUGCCUAUUUUUUCCUUUUUUUUUUUUUUACAAGCCCAAAAGCAGAAAUCCCAGAAUAAAGGAACACAGUGUGGUUUGUGGAUGUGAUUUGGAUGUGCUGGUAAAAUUACAAAAAGACAUUUUUAUUCCUGCAGAGGACAUCCAGAGUUAAUCCUUCCCUUUUUAAUGCAUCUUUUCUUCCCCCCGUCAACAUGAGCACUGACUUGCAUGGAAAGCUUGCAAGGGGACUGACAAGACAAGAGGACAAGUAAUCAUGGCAUUUGGCGGCAUUUUGGACACUGGCUGACGAGGGAAGUCGCAGGCAAACACUUUCUUACAUCCUGCAGCUCCAAUGCACCACCUAGUGGCCACUCCGUGUCAUUGCAAACCGUGUCAUCGUUCCAAGUGCCAAAGUGGUUUAGUCCACAAUGCAAUAUCAUGACAAACCAUUGCCUGCUUUUUAUUUUUCUACAGAAUCGUAACGCCAUAUUUAAAAUAUGUAUAAAGUUAUGUUUUAUUUCUUAAGUUAUGUUUAGCUAGCUAAAUAAAUAUGAAUGACUGAACAUGG